AUGGACAUGAGCAUGUUUCUGGAUGUUGGGUUGAUGGAUGGCAAAGACACGGUCCCCCCGGGUGAUUUUUUUCCUGAUGCGCUUGAAUUAGCUGAGUCUGCGGAUCCACCCCACCUUGCAUUCACUGUGCAGCAUGAUGAUUUGGAAGUGUUGAGCGGUUUUCUUUCCGAGUGCAAUGAGCAGCAGGCCGCAGCCCCUCCGUCUCUUUCCCACGCGUUGGCGACUAUCGCCCCCGGUGCUUCCCCAUUUUCGGUAGGAAAAUCCACGCCCACCAUCGACAUUAACCUGUUCCACGCUUCCACCGGCCACGUAAAUGAAUUUUUGAUGCGUGAGACUGCCAAGCAGCAGGGUGUUCGGCUGGUCGGGGAGCUGCAGCCAUGUGUUGGCUGUGUAGAGGCGAAGGGCAGGAGGGCCCCGGUGCCGCGGCGUGGGACACGCGCGGCGGUGCCGUUCGGCAAGGUCCACAUCGAUCUCACGGGCCCGUUCACCGAGGCGAUGGACGGCUCCCGGUACCUGAUCAUGUUCGUGGACAGCGCAUCGCGGUGGCAACGGGGGUUUGGGAUGCGGGCGAAGAGCGACACCCUGAAGUACGUGAAGCGCUUCUUGGCCGACAUGAACGGCAUGGGCACUCCGGGAUGUUUCCGCAUGGACAACGGCGGCGAGUUCACCGGCGCCGCUUUCAUCGAGUUCUGCGACGCCGC
Messenger RNA from Ectocarpus sp. CCAP 1310/34, 701 nucleotides. The record is from the annotation of a GenBank genome assembly. Lineage: Eukaryota; Phaeophyceae; Ectocarpales; Ectocarpaceae.